AUGGACAACAUCGACGAGAAAUAUGACCGGCUCGUUGGACACCUUCACGACUGCGUGAAGAAGGCUGAGAGUUUUAAAACCACCAAGAGGCGCCUGUCUCUUGAAACUCUUGAGCUGAUACGCCAGCGUAGAGCAGCACGAGCCGCAGGGAACCAAGAACUCACGUCCAAGCUCGCAAGGCUUUGCAGAGAGUCGAUAAAGGAAGACCUUAAAGAGAGAAGAGCAGAAGUGCUGGCUGAAGCUGCAGAGGCGGGGAAAAGCAUCCGUUAUGCCAGUUGA
Molecule: messenger RNA, 279 nt
Organism: Necator americanus (New World hookworm)
Lineage: Eukaryota; Metazoa; Nematoda; Chromadorea; Rhabditida; Ancylostomatidae
Exons: 1
Coding region: 1-279 (92 amino acids)
Source: RefSeq, a predicted model, not a curated record